Messenger RNA from Megalops cyprinoides (Indo-Pacific tarpon), 1509 nucleotides. Its product is annotated as alpha-2B adrenergic receptor-like. NCBI's taxonomy places the organism in Eukaryota, Metazoa, Chordata, Actinopteri, Elopiformes, Megalopidae. Gene Ontology annotation, molecular function: adrenergic receptor activity. The coding region runs from base 1 to 1509 and encodes 502 amino acids. Gene Ontology annotation, cellular component: membrane. The record is from RefSeq and is a predicted model, not a curated record. Gene Ontology annotation, biological process: adenylate cyclase-activating adrenergic receptor signaling pathway. The transcript is spliced from 2 exons.
AUGGAUGUGGACGGCGUCUGUCCGGGAUUGGUCAGCAGAAAUGUCAGCGGUGGAGUCGGGUUUGUGAGUGCGUCCUCUGCAUGCAACCAGAGUGCUCUGAAGCUGCCGCCCUACUCCCCCGAAGCCACCGCCGCCUUUGCCACUGUCAUCACUCUGAUGAUGCUCUUCACCAUCUUUGGCAACAUCCUGGUCAUCAUCGCCGUGCUGACCAGCCGUUCGCUCCGUGGCCCGCAGAACCUCUUCCUGGUCUCCCUGGCAGCGGCUGACAUCCUGGUGGCCACCCUCAUCAUCCCCUUCUCCCUGGCCAACGAGCUGAUGGGUUACUGGUACUUCCGCUCGGUGUGGUGCGAGAUCUACCUGGCGCUGGACGUGCUCUUCUGCACCUCCUCCAUCGUGCACCUGUGCGCCAUCAGCCUGGACCGCUACAUGUCCGUGUCCCGGCCAGUGAAGUACACUGCCCAGCGCACGCCCCGCCGGAUCAAGGCUGCCAUCCUGGUGGUGUGGCUGAUCUCAGCUGUUAUUUCUUUCCCGCCGCUGCUCUCCUUGAACAAGAACCCCGGCGGGGCUGGGGGCGGGGUCGGGGGCGGGGCUGGACCCAGGAUAGGGGACGAGCCGCAGUGCCAGCUCAACAACGAGAAAUGGUACAUCCUAUACUCCACCAUCGGCUCCUUCUUCGCCCCCUGCCUCAUUAUGAUCCUGGUGUACGUGCGCAUCUACCAGAUUGCCAAGCAGCACACCCGCUGCCCCCCAGGGGAGCCCAGGAAAGAGGGCAAAGUGCCCACUGCUGCCCCCCUGCCACAGGCCCAUGUCCAGGCUAAGCAAAAUGGAGAUGGAGAUGGCACAUCUGCUAAACUGCGCACCAAUCCCCACUCUCCUCUGCAGUCUCCUUCCCCUUUACCUACCCCCGAUCCUCCCCCGACCUCACAGUCACCCCCCCUCUCUCCUAGACAUCAGCCAGAGGUGCCACCCAAACCCAGAGAGGGCAGGAGGGUGAAGAGGCAGGGGAAGAGGGCAGGCAACAACAAUGGUGACAGCUCUAGCUCAGGGUCAGAGACAGAGAUGGCGGGCAAGGUGGGAGGCAAUGGGACGGCCAGCGUGACAGGAGCCCCGGUCAGCGCCCUCCGCCCGUCAGCCUCCGGGCAGAACUACAAGGACACAGUUGCCACGACGAAGGGGACGGUGCUGGUGACCCAGGGGGUCAAGCCGGAGGUCACGCCCAACACGGCACGGCGCAAGGCCAUGGUGAACCGGGAGAAGCGGUUCACCUUUGUGCUGGCGGUGGUGAUUGGGGUGUUUGUGAUCUGCUGGUUCCCCUUCUUCUUCUCCUACAGCCUGAAGGCAGUGUGCCCAGAGGCCUGCGCCCUCCCUGAACCGCUUUUCAAAUUCUUCUUCUGGAUUGGCUACUGCAACAGCUCCCUCAACCCCCUCAUCUACACCAUCUUCAACAAGGACUUCCGCAGGGCCUUCAAGAAGAUCCUUUGCAAGAACACCAAGGACACAGUUUUUUGA